UCCAACCUUCAAACUACACAAAAUAUGGCGUUUAAGAUCCUAUUUGCCUUCUCCCUUUUGCUUCUUUCCUUGGUUAACAUCUCUCUUGGCGCAGAUAUCGUGAUAUACUGGGGCCAAAAUGGGAACGAGGGCACCCUGCGCGACACCUGCGCGACCAACAACUACAACAUCGUAAACUUAGCUUUCCUAACAACGUUCGGCAAUGGCCAGACUCCGGUCCUAAACCUUGCCGGUCAUUGCAACCCUGCCGCUAAUCAGUGUACUGGCCUGAGCGACGAGAUCAGAGCCUGUCAGAGCCAGGGCAUCAAAGUCUUGCUUUCCCUUGGUGGUGGCGUCGGAAGCUAUUCCCUUUCCUCGGCAGAUGAUGCCAAGAAUGUGGCACAAUAUCUGUGGGACAAUUAUCUUGGAGGGCAAUCAGGGUCAAGGCCACUAGGGGAUGCAGUCCUAGACGGAGUCGACUUUGAUAUAGAGACCGGCGGGGGCCAAUUCUACGACGAACUGGCCAAGGCAUUAAAAGCGUUUGGAUCAAACGUUGUAUUGUCAGCAGCGCCGCAAUGUCCAUUCCCCGACCAAAGUCUACAAACCGCGAUAAACACCGGCCGUUUCGACUACGUUUGGGUGCAAUUCUACAACAAUCCUCCCUGCCAGUACUCUGGGGACGCCGCCAAUCUUUUGAACUCGUGGAACAAUAACUGGUCAAGCAUUCCCGCCGGAAAAGUAUUGUUGGGAUUGCCGGCCUCUCAGCAAGCAGCCGGAAGUGGGUUCAUUCCGGCCGAUGUGCUUACUUCUCAGAUUCUCCCGGCGAUCAAGGGCUCACCCAAAUACGGAGGCGUAAUGCUGUGGUCUAAAUUCUAUGACAAUGGCUACAGCUCAAGUAUUAAGUCUGCGGUUUAAUUUGAUCUAUCGAUCAAAACUAUACUACUUCAUAGAUCAUAUAAUAAAUGUUUCUAUAUGUACCUACUUAUGAUCUGAUGCAUUCAUGAGAUCAGAACCGUACUACUUCAUAAAUCAUAAUAAAUAAUGUUUGUCCUCUUGAUCCUGA
Messenger RNA from Ipomoea triloba (trilobed morning glory), 1042 nucleotides. Its product is annotated as acidic endochitinase-like. Gene Ontology annotation, molecular function: chitinase activity. The record is from RefSeq and is a predicted model, not a curated record. Bases 25 to 894 code for a protein of 289 amino acids. Gene Ontology annotation, biological process: carbohydrate metabolic process. The transcript has 2 exons. Gene Ontology annotation, cellular component: extracellular region. Lineage: Eukaryota; Viridiplantae; Streptophyta; Magnoliopsida; Solanales; Convolvulaceae.